AUGAGAAACCCUACUAAGCAUACUGGUGUCAGAGAGAUUCAAACCAAAGUGGAAAGGAUUUCCAUUCAUAAGGAUCUUCAAAAGUUUCUUACAUCUAUGUUGAAGGAAGUGGAUUUCGAUGUUUUUCCAGAUGUUCAAACAUCUUUGGCAAAAGAAACUAACCCUGAUGGUGAAUCUAGUGAAAAGAAACCUCUUACCAUCAUCUUGGCUCCUGGAAUAGCCAAGAGACUUCAGAGAAGAAAAGGAAAGGAUGUGAUGUUUGAAGAUUAUCCUUCUAAGAAGAUAAAAAGAAAAUCUGGUGGUAUGAAAAGCACUCACCCUAGAAGUUCCAAAGGACAAUCUCAUGUUGGUCCUGCUAGAUCAUGGAGUAAAGUUGAUAUUCCUACGAGGAAGAGGAAAGUUGUUUCUUCUAGUGACUCUGAGUUUGAGGUCGAAGAGGAUGUCCAGGACAUCAUUCCUGUGAGAAGAUAUGCUCCAAAGGAACCAUAUGUUGUUGUGCCCGAGGCUCCACUGGACAAUGUGUCUUUACAUUAUAUGAAAAAUGCUGAAAGAUGGAAGUAUGUUAUUCAAAGAAGGAUAACUUUGGAGAGGGAAUUGGGUAAGGAUGCCCUAAAAUGUAAGGAGGUUGUGAAGCUUAUAGAGGUUGCUGGUUUGAUGAAGACUGUCACAAAAUUUGGUCUUUGUUAUGAAGGUCUAGUCAAUGAGUUUGUGGUGACCAUUCUUGAUGGGUGUGAUGAUGUGAAGAGUGAAGACUAUAGGAAGAUGUAUGUUAGAGGACAUGUUGUAACAUUUUCUCCUGCUGUAAUCAAGAAUUUUAUGGGAAAGACUGAAGAACCUCAGGCUGAGCUAGAGGUUACAGAUGACCAAGUGUGCAAGGAGAUAACUGCCAUGCAGGUGAAACACUAG
This is a messenger RNA of Lathyrus oleraceus (garden pea), 906 nucleotides long. RefSeq lists its product as uncharacterized. The coding region runs from base 1 to 906 and encodes 301 amino acids. NCBI's taxonomy places the organism in Eukaryota, Viridiplantae, Streptophyta, Magnoliopsida, Fabales, Fabaceae. The record is from RefSeq and is a predicted model, not a curated record. The transcript is spliced from 2 exons.